Messenger RNA from Schistocerca gregaria, 1441 nucleotides. RefSeq lists its product as uncharacterized. NCBI's taxonomy places the organism in Eukaryota, Metazoa, Arthropoda, Insecta, Orthoptera, Acrididae. Bases 68 to 1405 code for a protein of 445 amino acids. The transcript has 3 exons. The record is from RefSeq and is a predicted model, not a curated record.
AUUUGAGAGUUUGAUAGUGUCGCUGAUUUUGGGGCAGCCGUGUGUCCUCCAAUGACUGCCCUACCUGAUGUGCGACGCAGAUAAGUUAAAGGACGGCGGAUACGACUUUCGUCCGGAGAACGCGGUUGAGCUGGCGGCCGUUUGGAAUUCAGAGGACUCAGGGGCGCCGGAGGUGGCUCGUACGAGCCACAAAAAGAGGUAUUCGAAGAAGGUCCUGGCAAGUUUGUCGCUGGCGGGGGCGUUGAUUUUUCUAGUGACGGCGUUCAUGAUUACGAGUUUCGCACUACCGUACCACAAGGACACGGUGGUUGUUUUGGUGUCGAUAGACGGGUUUCGGUGGGACUUCUUGAGCAAUCCGCUCUACGUCCAUCCCAGCCUGGACAGGAUAUGCAGGGACGGGAUCGCGAGGGUGCUUCCACCUCUGUUUCCGCCUGAGACGUGGCCGAACUUGGUGUCGGCUGUGACGGGCUUGUACCCGGAGGCGCACGGCGUCGUGGGGAACACGUUUUACGAUUCAAAGACAAAGGAAUUUUGGUCUUUUGUCGAAAACAAAGAAAAAUUUUGGUACGACGGAGAGUUUUUUUGGGACUUGGUCGCCCGUCACAAUAGAGUCUCGGCGUGCUGCGGCUGGCCGGGAUGCGACGCCAGCUACGAGGAGUCGACUCGCCUCUUGAAGUGCGAGUCCUCCUCGCUGGAGGGCGACCAGGUCAAGCAGGUACUCAACUGGCUGGACAUGUCUGCCCUGGACCGCCCUGAGUUCAUCGCCGUCAGCUUCGGGUCGCUCGAGGAGAUAGGCCGCGUGUUCGGCGAAGAAAACGACCUGUUGAAGAGGGCUGUGAGGUCUCUCGAUGCUCACCUCGGCGAUUUGUAUGAAGGAAUUCGAGAAAGAAGUCUACGGUACAACAUUCACUUGAUGAUUGUGAGCAGUCACGGCUUCGAGGUGACUUCGAACUGGAUUUACCUCGACCUCGAGUUGGACCUCUCGCUCUACGAAAUUCCGGAGCUCCAGAGAAACGGGUCGGCCUCGAAGCUCGCCGUGUGGCCGAAGACUGAAGAGGCCAUGAACAAAGUUCGAUUACUGAAAAUUGAGCACGUGCGCAUCGAACUCUCUUUCGAAAAGUGGCACUAUCGCACUUCUCGCAGAAUUUCUCCCGUGUACUUGGUUGCUGACACGGGAUACGUCUUCACCGUCAGUAAUUGGAGACACCAGGAAAAAAACCUCGCGCAAAGUCACGGGUGGGACAUCGAAUCUAAAAAUAUGCAAGGUGUUUUAAUAGCCACUGGACCCGCUUUCAAAAAGAUGAAGAUAGAAAAAGCGUCAGUAUUGGAUAUCUACCAAAUAAUCGCCUCUAUCUUGGAGAUCCCAUUAGAAGAGCAAAAAAGCGCUAGACUAAGAAUAAAGUAAUUGUGUUUUGCAAGACCCGUUAUGACAUCACACACA